AAAAUGUCAUUUAAAUGUUCACAUGAGAAUUCACACAGGCGAGAAGCCUUUCUCUUGUGGGAGCUGUGGAAAGAGUUUCUGAAAAAUGUCAUUUAAAUGUUCACAUGAGAAUUCACACUGGUGAGAAGCCUUUCUCUUGUGGGACUUGUGGAAAAAGUUUCUCUCAAAAAGGUCAUUUAAAAGUUCACAUGAGAAUUCACACUGGUGAGAAGCCUUUUUCUUGUGGGACUUGUGGAAAGAGUUACACCCAUAAAGCCGGGUUAAGUUAUCACAUGAGAAUUCACACUGGUGAGAAGCCUUUCUCUUGUGGGACUUGUGGAAAGAGUUUCAUCCAUAGAGACGGGUUAAGUUAUCACAUGAGAAUUCACACUGGUGAGAAGCCUUUCUCUUGUGGGACUUGUGGAAAGAGUUUCACCCAUAAAGCCGGGUUAAGUUAUCACAUGAGAAUUCACACUGGUGAGAAGCCUUUCUCUUGUGGGACCUGUGGAAAGAGUUUCUCUCAUAAAGGUUGUUUAAAUGUUCACAUGAGAUUUCAUACGGGUGAGAAGCCUUUCUUUUGUGGGACAUGUGGAAAGAGUUUCUCUCAAAAAUGUAAUUUAAAAGUUCACAUGAGGUCACACAGGUGAGAAGCUUUUUUCCUCUGGAAUCCGUGGAAAGACUUACAAUGACAGAAGAAAUUUAACUUGUCACAUAAAGACUCUCAUACUGGAAACUUUUGGAAGGAAACAGAUCCGAUCCGUUUUUUGUGUCCAAUCCAAUGGAAAAUCUGGUUGGAUAAUGUAAACAGCAAGUAGAAAACAAAUUCUUGCAGGCUGCUAGUGAUUCACUGUGACUUUCAUUGUCCAGCCAUGAU
Molecule: messenger RNA, 853 nt
Organism: Poeciliopsis prolifica (blackstripe livebearer)
Lineage: Eukaryota; Metazoa; Chordata; Actinopteri; Cyprinodontiformes; Poeciliidae
Product: gastrula zinc finger protein XlCGF49.1-like
Exons: 1
Coding region: 105-626 (173 amino acids)
Biological process (GO): regulation of transcription by RNA polymerase II
Cellular component (GO): nucleus
Molecular function (GO): DNA-binding transcription activator activity, RNA polymerase II-specific; RNA polymerase II cis-regulatory region sequence-specific DNA binding
Source: RefSeq, a predicted model, not a curated record